Sinocyclocheilus grahami is the source of this 2989-nucleotide messenger RNA. Its product is annotated as N-acetylmuramoyl-L-alanine amidase-like. The coding region runs from base 1504 to 2889 and encodes 461 amino acids. Lineage: Eukaryota; Metazoa; Chordata; Actinopteri; Cypriniformes; Cyprinidae. Gene Ontology annotation, molecular function: zinc ion binding; N-acetylmuramoyl-L-alanine amidase activity. The transcript has 5 exons. The record is from RefSeq and is a predicted model, not a curated record. Gene Ontology annotation, biological process: peptidoglycan catabolic process.
CCUCUCUGUUCAAGAGAGAAAUAAAAACUAGAAAUAUACUUUUAAAAAGAGAAAAAGUGACGUUUAACUCUGAAUAUGCAGAGUUCAGUUUGGCUAUGUGUGCUCUUGCAUACUCGUAUACCAUGAACUGUACAAAAACACUGUUGUGCUAUAUUAUGAAUUUGUACAUUUUGUAUAAUAUGUCAGUUUGUUAUUGUAAAUGAUGUGCUGUUUAGGGUCAACUUGUUUAUUUUUCCUCUUUACACCUGAACAGCCAUACAAAUGCAAAGCCAUAAUGUAGAACUUCCCGUCAAUAUAAAAUAUUUUGUACAUUUUCAAGUAAAUGUGAAAGUGUAUUGAUACAAGCCUCUGUCCAAGUUUAAUUGGGAUCUAAACAACAAAAACAAAGCAUCGGUAGUGAGUUCCAAGAUUCAGAAGCAUAAAAACACCUGCACAAAUAUCUUCUGUUUCACUAUUACAUAAUCAGUAAAAACUCAUUCUGUGCUUUGAAUGUAAUAUUUGAAGUGAAACAGCCACAAUCAAUUUUUGGACUUAGUAUUUUAGUAUUGUCCUGGGCUGCGUUUCCCAAAAGCAUCAUAAGCUUAAGUUCAUCGUAGCUCCAUUGGUUUCAAUGGGUCUUCGAUGUACUUAGGCUUACGAUGCUUUUGCGAAACACAGCCCUGAUUGAUCUGUAUGUUUUGAAGAAUCAAUUGCAGUAUGUUUAACAUGUAGCUGAUUAUAAUAAUGUAAUGUAUAAAAUAUACAUAGUUUUGAUCCCAUGAUAACUGUUUCAGAAGAGAUUAAAAUGAUCAAAAAACAAUUAUGGUUUAUUCAGGAUAAUUUGGACAUUUUUUCCAGUCAUUUCAAUGCCAAACCUUUCCCAAUUUACCUGAAUUCACUGCUAUCAAAUAAGAUUAAAACGUUUCCAAACAUGAAAAUCCUAACUAUUUUUCUAUUUGGUGACCUGGUUAGGUUGUUUACCUUGUGAUAAAACAUAUCACAAAGUAAAUAACAUUUCAAAGGCUGCUUCGAUAUAGAAUAAGGCCAACAUAGAAGCUUCAUCUAUCAACACAGUUUCCACUUAUUCACAAGAAGAACUUCUAUUAUUAUUAUUAUUUGCUAGAAUUAUUAAACAUAUCUGAAAGCAAUAAGAAAACUUCUCUAAGAUUACAUUUAAAAAAAAAAGCUUUAAAACAGGUGUUAUAGAAUUUCUCAAUUUUUAAGUCCCUUUGAAGUAAAUGGUCCCCCAUUAAAAUCUUUUUACAAUACAAUACACUUUUUGAUGAUGUCCAUUAAGAAGUUACAAUUUUUGACACAUAUCUUUUCUGGCUUUGUUUUGAAAAUAAGUACUUGGGUUUUGGUUUGUUCAGCUGUAAACAGACAAAGCAUCUGUCACUUUCUCAAAGCUAUAUCUCGUGUUUACAUAAGUGUUAGCAUGUAUUUAAAAGGCGUAUGAGGUGCAGGGUAGAUGCAUAACCGGACCGAGUGAACAGAGACUCCUCAGUGCUCUCGAGUUCUGUCCUCAUGGAUUGGCAUUUGCAUCUGCUUCUUUCUUUGCUUGUGGUGUUUGCUGUUGAAGCCACCACCACAAAGCACAUGAAGGACUUUAUCAGAGCUGUGGAGAGCAUUGAAGCUGUGAAUCCAGGUCUUCAGAUGCUCGAUGUGGUGAAAGGUCUACGUAAGGCUGCUGGCUUUGAAACCGAGCUCAUCAAGCGAUACCUCGGUGACCUCAGUGAUGCACAUGACCUUGUGGCAGAAUCAUCAGUCACUUCCUAUGUAAGCAAGGUCAUUAAUCACAGCCUGUCAGAGUCUGGUAAGGAGAAAGGUGUGGUUCUCACGUUAGAUGGUUCAAAUGUGGCGCUGGCCCCAAUGCUCCUCGGACUUGAGGCUGGGCUGCAGUCCACCGUCCAAGGCCUUUACCCUUUAACCUUGACCCACAACCUGGUCGCCUCAUUUAUACAUCACGUCCACAAUGAGCAAACCACUGUUCCUUUUGGCACUAAAGGGUUCUGGGAUAGCAUUUCAUCCCCAAAGGUCUACACUCUUUCUGAUUUGCCCUCCUUGGCCACAGACGCUCUAAUAAUCGGAGGUAUAGACGGGUUCAUUCUCGGGUCAGAAGUUUCCACGUCUAACCAUUGUGAGCGAUCACUGAGUGACCUGCUGAAGAGUUACUACAGCCACCAGCCUGAUGCCGCAGGGUUGGACGCAUCGCCCCGUCUGAUCAGUCAGAAACGAAGGAUGAAUUUCAAAAAGAUCGUCAGUUUCUCUUUGCUGAAAAGCCAGAUGGUCCAGGCUCUAACAGUUCGCCGCAACUUAAACGAGUCUGAGAGGAAGAGGCUGGAUGACGUUAUGAAUGAAGGGUUUGACCUGUUUGUUCAUGUGUAUGCUGUCUGUCCCAACAUCAUUACAAGGUCUCAAUGGGGAGCAGCAGCUUUCAUUGGUUCUCCCUCCUAUCUGUCUCUCCCUGUGCCGUACCUUUUCAUCCACCACACAUAUCAACCCUCCAAGCCUUGCACCACCUUUGAUCAAUGUGCCAGUGACAUGCGCUCCAUGCAGCACUACCACCAGCAAACCAAUGGAUGGUCUGACAUUGGAUACAGUUUUGUUGCAGGUUCUGAUGGAAACCUGUAUGAAGGCCGUGGCUGGAAUUGGGUCGGUGCCCACACUUAUGGGUACAACUCUAAAGGCUAUGGUGUCAGCUUUAUUGGAGAUUAUACCUCCACCCUCCCCAUCAAGAGUGUGAUGGACAUGGUGAGGUACGACUUCACAAGCUGUGCUGUGAACGGUGGUCGAUUGUCUUCAUCUUACUCCUUAUAUGGACACAGGCAAGCUACUUCCACUGACUGCCCAGGAAACUCCUUCUACCUUGAAAUCCAGACAUGGGAGCGUUACCAGAGUUAUUUGCCUUGAGGACUGUGGCAUCAACAAUGAACGCAAUCAGCUAAUUGUGUCUCUGGAAAUCAGUACAUGUAUUACAUGUACCUGUCAUAAUAAAUGCAUAAUAAAUUCC